Molecule: messenger RNA, 3203 nt
Organism: Populus nigra (black poplar)
Lineage: Eukaryota; Viridiplantae; Streptophyta; Magnoliopsida; Malpighiales; Salicaceae
Product: protein MALE DISCOVERER 2-like
Exons: 14
Coding region: 681-2819 (712 amino acids)
Biological process (GO): protein phosphorylation
Molecular function (GO): protein binding; ATP binding; protein kinase activity
Source: RefSeq, a predicted model, not a curated record
CAGAAACAGAUAGGUUGCUGGGGUGGCUGGCAGAGGGGAGCUAGCUACAGAGAGAGAGAGAGAGAGAGAGAGAGAGAGAGAGGGAAAAAAAACUGGAAGACAGAAAAACAAAGAAAGAGUUGUAAGAGAAACACCAAAAAGAUGGUGGAGGAGAUCCUCUAAGAUCAUCUUGCAAAGGGGCAGUAAUAGAAAAGAUUUAUUAAUCUAGUAAAAAAAAAAAAAUACCAAUACCAUUUCCUUGCUGCCUUUUUCGUUUCUGUUUGAGCUUCUCCAUCUAUCCACCCUGCCACCCCCUCGUUGCAUUUCCUCCUCUUGAAGGAUUUUUGGUAUCAAAAUUGCAUUAUUGCCCUUCACAACAACAGCACUAAAACACCUUUUCUGGCCCUUAUUUAUGCUGCAUUUUAUUGGUGUGGAGAUUUAGAGGGAGAUUAUAGCCUGCUCUUCCAUUUUAUGUGGUCUUUCAGGACAAGGGUGUAGAGAAGUGUUUUUAAAAUACAAGGAUGAGGGACCCUGAGAUGAUCAAAUGUGAAGACUUUUCGUGUUUUUGUAGCAUGGUUGUUUGUAAAUCAAAGAUUUUGCAUUAGUUGUUGUUGUUGUUGUUAGUUGAAAGGGGUGGUUUUGCAUAGGAAACCUGGCGAUCAUUGUUGCUACCUCCACUGCCAAAUUUGGUUCAUCAAGCAAUGAGGGAUAGAUGGAAAACAAUUGGAUUCCAAUUUUUGUUCUUUUUGGUUUUGAUUCUUGGUCUUGAAAAUCAAUGCUCCUGGUCGCUUAAUGAUGAGGGAUUGGUUUUGCUGGAAUUCCGGGGACGAGUGAAUUCUGAUCCUUUCGGUGCUCUUUCAAAUUGGAAUCCCAAUGACAUUGAUCCUUGCUCAUGGUCUGGUGUUCAUUGCGCUGCGGGAAAAGUGCAAAUACUGGAUCUGAGCGGUUUUUCUUUGGAAGGGACAUUGGCGCCGGAGCUUGGCAAACUUGUUAACUUAACAUCCCUUGUACUCUACCGAAACCAUUUCACUGGUGCCAUUCCUAAAGAGAUUGGAGAGCUCAGAAAGCUGGAAUUACUGGACCUGAGGAAUAAUAACUUCAGUGGAGCAAUUCCAGAAGAAAUAGGAAGAUUACUGUCAUUAAAACACUUGUUGCUAAGAGACAAUAAAUUUGAGGGAAGCAUUCCUCCGGAGAUCAGGAGGCUUAACCUGCUUUCUGAAUUUCGAUUUGAUGGAAACCUUGCAUCUGCUGCUGCUACUGGAGUUAGCUUUGUCAAUAGAAAACUUGGACAUGGCAUGUGGUGGAGCAGCUGGAAGCACUUGAAUGGGGCGAAUUCAUUCAUAUUCCCAAUUAAAGGAGCUUUUAUGCAUUACCUGAAUUCCAUGACAUUGCAAUUGUUCAAGCUCGGGAAGGAUACUCUGCAUGGUCGCAAAGAAAAUUGCUUUGUUAAGCCAGAUAGAUCACCUGAGCAAAAUGUAGAGAUCCUUGCCAAUUUUGUACGUCGCAGACUACUUGAGCAGUCCAGUAACCUCCAAGCUGCACCUGCGGGUGGUGGAUCUUCCUCUCAACCAAUUAUUGCUCUUCCAACCACGCGAAGUAGUGGGGCUUUCCCAGCAAUACCAAAUGCAAAGAAGCAUCAACCUCAAUCCCCUGUGCCAUUGGAUUCACCUGCUAAUCCUCCAACAAUAGGAGCUAAGGCUUCAACUCAUUCUGCUGAAAAGCCAUUUAAAGAACAAUCUCCAACCAAUGGAACUUCUGGAAAUACAUGGAUGUAUUUCCUAAUCAUUCCAAUCGUGGGUGUCUUGAUCAUUUUUGUAGCAGGCUUGCUCUUUAGGUGCCGGAAACAAGGAGUGACAACCAUAGGUCCUUGGAAGACUGGUCUAAGUGGACAGUUGCAGAAAGCAUUUGUUACAGGGGUUCCCAAGCUAAAUCGAUCAGAGCUGGAAACUGCCUGUGAGGAUUUCAGCAAUAUCAUUGAUACAUUUGAUGGUUUCACUGCAUAUAAGGGAACACUGUCUAGUGGAGUUGAGAUUUCUGUUGCAUCAACUACAGUGGCUUCUUCCAAAGAUUGGUCAAAGAAUGCAGAGAUGGCAUACCGGAAAAAGAUUGAUACACUAUCACGGAUUAAUCAUAAGAACUUUGUAAACCUCAUUGGCUUCUGUGAGGAGGAUGAACCUUUCAAUAGGAUGAUGGUUUUUGAAUAUGCUCCAAAUGGAACUCUCUUUGAGCAUCUGCAUGUUAAAGAAAUGGAACAUCUCGACUGGAAUACAAGGAUGAGGAUUAUUAUGGGUGUUUCUUAUUGCCUGCAAUAUAUGCACCAUGAUCUGAAUCCACCUAUAGCACAUUCUAAACUGUGUUCACGCGCUAUCUUCUUAACAGAUGAUUAUGCUGCUAAGAUUGCAGAGAUCUGUUUUUUGCCUCAAGCUACAUCAAACUCAAAGGUCUCAGGCGAAUUGGAGGAUUCACUGCCACCCCAUGUUGAUCCAGAAACAAACAUCUAUUGUUUUGGGGUUUUGUUGCUUGAAAUCAUUUCCGGGAAGCUCCCAUACUCAGAAGAACAAGGACCCCUUGAAAAAUGGGCUGCUGAAUAUUUGAAUGGCAAGCGGAGUAUCAGCUGCAUGAUUGAUCCAAGCCUUAAGUCUUUCAAAAACAACGAUCUUGACGUCAUCUGUGAGAUUAUCCAACAAUGUAUCCAAUCAGAUGCAAGGCACAGACCAACAAUGAAGGAGAUCACCUCCAAAUUGAGGGAAGUGAUUUCUAUCUCACCUGAUCAAGCAACCCCUAGACUUUCUCCUCUGUGGUGGGCUGAGCUUGAGAUAUUAUCCGUAGAGGCAACUUAGAGCUCUCUCCCCCGCUGACUCUUGUUGCAAGUAAAGUCUCUCUCAUACUCUGUGUCAAAAUAUAAAAGUUAGCUUUUCAAUCGGUGCUGCCCCAAAAUCAUCAAAUACCACCAAUCCUUGGCUUUCCCGUCCCUUUGUUUUUUGGUCCCAUUAUUGUAUUCUUUAAUCUGAUUCAUUCUAUUAGUUAUAUGUUUUUUCCCCAUUUCUCCUAGCAUUGCACAUUACUAUGAGAAUGUGAUAUAGGGUUUCAUUCGUGGGUUAUUGUGUUCCAAAUGGUAAACGGAAUAUGUAUUUUGUGAUUGACUUUUGUGGUGUAAAAAACUAACAUAGCACUGGGAUUUUAGUCCUAGUGAACUUAUUAAUUGUGAGAAUUUGUUUGAUUAA